AUGUCGACAGACCUCUUGAAUUGGGCGUUACCACGCCUACAGAGACUUUUGCCUAUAGACGAUGAAUCACUUAGGGAAGUCAUUACCUACACAACCACUCUGUCCAAAGAACAAGGGGUAGAGCACCUUCGAAACAUGCUGGGCGACUCAGCUCAAAGCCUAGAGUUUAUCUCAGGUUUCAACUCACGGCGUCCUGAUGUGAUGCCUACAGGAACGAAAAUAGACACGUCCUCCAGGCCAGGAAGUCGAGAUGGUGUACCCAGGCACAAUAAGAGACCAGCCAAGCAGAAAGCACCUCUGCAUAACGCAGGUCCAGUGCGACGGCCGGAAGGUUACGGUGAUGUGGCAGGUGGUUACAACAAGCAGAGUGAUAGUGAAGAGCUACGAUCUCGAGGCUACAAGAAAGACAACUUGGCCCCGUCGCUGGCUCAUGGUCUUCCUAUGUCUCAGCAGCCUGACGCUCUGCAACUACCGAAAGUAAGUCAGGGUGGUCUGCAAACUCCCACCGUGGGCCGGUCCAGAGACCCAUCGCUAGGGACACCCAGUCUCCUACCACCAUCAGCCUCAGGGAAGAUGAUAUCAGAUCUCCCAAAUGUUCGGACGAAGCAAUCAAAGAAACCGGCACACUACAUCCCGUCAUCUCAGCCUCAUUCUGGCACAUCUACGCCAAGUGGCAAGCCCGUAACCACUACGACUUCGAGCGUGGCUGACUUAACAUCAGCUAUUGCGGCACUCGAGCUGUCUACCAAUCCUACUCUAUCAAGCGAACGAAGAAGGUGUGACUGCAACGCGUCAAUUCACCCACUAUUUACAACUGCACCAAAUUGCCUGAACUGUGGCAAAAUUAUAUGUGCAUUAGAAGGUUUGCAACCGUGUUCAUUCUGUGAUGCUCCUAUUCUCUCAAAAGAUCAGGUUAACGGCAUGAUCCGUGCCUUGAAGGAUGAACGAGGUGUCGAGAAGAUGGCCACACACAAUGCGUCUAUUUCGGCGUCAAGAUCAGGAGGUGGAACACCGAUGUUCAGCUCGCCCGAUGUCUCCGGAGACGAAUCUUCUUCGGCAGCAGCACGAGCCCGAGCUCACAGAGACAGGCUAUUAGCCUUUCAGCGUGAGAAUGCUCAGCGCACAAAGGUACACGAUGAGGCGUCGGACUACGAUAUGACGCUCACACACGGCGCAACGCAAUGGAUGACGCCAAUGCAAAGAGCUGCGGCAUUGAAGAAACAGCAACAAUAUUUGAGAGAGAUGGAGGAGGCGAACAGACCGGAAUGGGAGAAGAAAAGAACAGUAAUGAGCAUGAGUGUAAAGAACGGAAAACUCGUCAAAACAUUUGAGAAAGUGCAAGCGCCCAGCGCAAUGAAACCACAAGAGGAGGAGGCCGUCCUUGAUGAGGGACAGGAUAGAAACGACGAAAGACAGCAUCUGGGCGGCAGUGGCGCGUUCAGCAAGAAUCCAUUGCUCGCUAGUGGCAGUCUUAUCCGGCCACUAUGGAAGCCAAAGGAAGGCGAAGACGUCAAUGGCAAAGCUCCGAGAGAGCGGAAGAAUGUCUGGCGAAGAGUGCAAGAUGACAACGAAGACAACGAAAGCUGGAUCCUCGAUGGCGGACUCCGUGGUUAUGGUGUUGUUACGAGGUCGAUGGAGGACGGAGAACAAGAAGGUGGCUAG
This is a messenger RNA of Lithohypha guttulata, 1662 nucleotides long. RefSeq lists its product as uncharacterized. Gene Ontology annotation, cellular component: nucleus. The transcript has a single exon. Gene Ontology annotation, biological process: positive regulation of DNA-templated transcription. The record is from RefSeq and is a predicted model, not a curated record. Bases 1 to 1662 code for a protein of 553 amino acids. Gene Ontology annotation, molecular function: transcription coactivator activity; zinc ion binding. Lineage: Eukaryota; Fungi; Ascomycota; Eurotiomycetes; Chaetothyriales; Trichomeriaceae.